This is a messenger RNA of Plodia interpunctella (Indianmeal moth), 7645 nucleotides long. It is a transcript of the gene rdgA, whose product is annotated as retinal degeneration A. Lineage: Eukaryota; Metazoa; Arthropoda; Insecta; Lepidoptera; Pyralidae. Gene Ontology annotation, biological process: diacylglycerol metabolic process; intracellular signal transduction; lipid phosphorylation. Bases 324 to 4268 code for a protein of 1314 amino acids. The record is from RefSeq and is a predicted model, not a curated record. Gene Ontology annotation, molecular function: ATP-dependent diacylglycerol kinase activity; protein binding. The transcript has 22 exons.
GCGUCAGUCGGCCACGGCUUGCCGCCCGCGAGCGAGCUAGCCCGUACUGCGUCGCGACACAACUCUCCGAAACAUCGCUACUUGCGACGCCCAACGGUUCUUUUUACAACUUUCGCGCAACAGUGAUUCGGCCACGUUGCCCGCUAAGUACACCUGUGUUCCACCAUGUGUGUCGACGACGACGCCGCUGGCUGACCGCCUGCACGCGCACAUCACAGUACCACGUGCACUUUGGUGGUGAGUGUGUGGGUGUCGCGCGCGGGCUACGGGGCGGGGGCCCGCCCGCGUCAUGAGGAGCGCGCGCGCCGCCCGCCCCGCCCGCCAUGCAGCGCCUGCGCACCACCUUCAAACGCUCCAAAACACCUACACCCGCCGACAUGAAGACCCAGAGCAGCCUCGAAGUACCCAAGCAGGUCCGGUCGGCGUCGUUCGAUGAAAUUCAGUUGGAAGCGGCGCGCGGCGCGGCUACCAGCAGCCUGCUGGCCGUGCCGCAGCCGGGCGCGCGCAGCCGCUCCUUCGACUCCGCCGGCUCCGACGACUCCGGCACUUACCUCGAGGUUCCGCGAUUAUGGUCACGACGUCGAUCUGGAAAAGGCACUCCGCCACCAUGUGUACACUGCCGGCAUAUGGAGACAUGGCUGGCGCGACGCAGCGAAGAGAGGGUUACUCCUGAGCGGCCUCUCGCGUCGUCGUCGGCGGAGGACGAUGACGAGGACGACGAGAGCGAUGCGGAGUCUCCCAGGGUGCUGCUGGCCCUGCCGCCCCCACCCCGGAUAUACAAGCCAGCACCGUCUCAGUCACCACCACUAUCUCCCGGCGCUCCUUCCUUCGAGCUACAACCACCUGCUGACGAACCUCCGGUGCUACCUCAAAGACGGAGAUCAAUAUCCAGACAAGAGGCAUUCUUCGUAGAACCCACAGGAAGUUCUCUAGAAAAUGUACGAGCGUCAGAAGAAGGAGCGGCGAAUACAGCAAAAGAUACCCUCGUCUGCGACAUUUACUUGGCGGUGCCGGAACUGAAACGCGAUCGCGCUGCGUCCGUAGAUUCCUGCUUCUCGAAAGUUUCCGGUGGUGCUAGAGCCGAAGAAAUAAAUGGCACUGGGAAUAAUUUGGCAGUGCCGGGGACGGGCUUGCGUUCACGGUCUGUGGACAUCGUAUUGCCGACUGCAGAACAGUCACGGUACAAAGCGCUUGCACUGACGUCCGCGCAAGUUGCGCCGCCGCCGACACCAACUGAAGUGCCCCCAGAAGCAACCCCGGUAGCGCCGCAGAUUACACAGCUUGACACCAGACGUCCCGGAGAUGGCGGCGCUAGAGUGUUGCGCUCGACCCCAGACUGGGGCGACGCGGCCAUCAGCGGGGAGCAUCUCUGGUCUCCCACCUCGGUGUCCGGAGAUUGCUGCUACGUCGGCGACGCGGAAUGCCAGAAACACGGGUCGCGUAUGAAGUGUUCGGCGUGCAAGAUCGUUGCGCACACCGCGUGCAUCGAUCUCCUGAUGGACCGCGUGCAGUUCACGUGCAAGCCAACCUUCCGCGACGUCGGCGUGCGCCAGUACCGCGAGCAAACCGUCACACACCAUCACUGGGUGCAUCGACGCUCCGAGAAGGGCAAAUGCAAGGCUUGUGGGAAGUCGCUCCGGCGCAGUUGCUGUGGCUGGUGCAUCUCUGCACAGACUUGUCAGAAUCCUUUGGCAGUAGACAGUGACCCUUCGCUGCAAGCGAAAUUAUCGUUUAGCUCGAAGGACAUCGUAGCGCUGAGUUGUUCCUGGUGUAAAGACGCCUACCACAAUAAAGAAAGUUGCUUUAAUCUGCAGAGGAUAGGAGAGGAAUGCGCGUUAGGGUCCCAAUCUAAUAUUAUCGUGCCACCGUCCUGGAUAGUGAAGUUGCCACGAAGAGGAAGUUUCAAAUCGUCACUAAGAAAAUCGCCCAAAAAGAAAAGUGCCUCUAAAAAGAAAGGAAAAGAGUCCAAAAAUGAACAGAAAACGUUUGUUAUAAAGCCAAUACCUACAGCUAAUGUGAGGCCAGUUUUGGUAUUCAUCAACCCAAAGAGUGGAGGCAACCAGGGUGCGAAACUACUGCAAAAAUUCCAAUGGUUAUUAAAUCCUCGGCAGGUCUUCGAUCUCACACAAGGUGGACCAGGCCCAGGACUGGAGUUAUUUCGCAAAGUUCCCAAUCUCCGGGUGUUAGCUUGCGGCGGAGACGGCACAGUGGGCUGGGUGCUGAGCGUGCUGGACCGCAUCGGGUCGCGGCCUGCCGUCGGCGUGCUGCCGCUCGGCACCGGCAACGACCUGGCGCGGGCGCUGGGCUGGGGCGGGGGUUACGAAGACGAGCCUAUAUCGAAGAUCCUGGCAAACAUUGGCGAGAGCGACACGGUGCUGCUCGACCGGUGGCAGCUGACGGUGGAGCCAAACACAGCGGCCGCGGGGGAGGAUACCAGUCACGCCAAGCCUGAGCUCCCACUCAACGUUGUCAACAACUACUUCUCCUUCGGCGUCGACGCGCACAUCGCUCUCGAGUUUCAUGAAGCUAGAGAGGCACACCCGGAGAAGUUCAACUCUCGCAUCCGCAACAAGCUGUUCUACGGCACGGCUGGCGGGAAGGAUCUCAUGCAGCGGAAGUGGAAGGGGCUGGCUGAGUUCGUAACCAUGGAGUGCGAUGGCAAGGACCUCACGCCUGUGCUGCGCGAGCACAAAGUGCACGCUAUUGUCUUCUUAAACAUUCCAAGCUACGGGGGUGGAACACACCCUUGGAACAAAUCAGGAGGUGCCUUUGAACCUUCUACUGAAGAUGGAUUAAUAGAAGUAGUAGGACUGACAACAUAUCAACUGCCAUUGCUACAAGCGGGCGGGCACGGCACUUGCAUCACGCAGUGCAAGACUGCCAAGAUCGUGACUACGAAGGUGAUCCCCAUGCAGGUGGACGGCGAGGCGUGUCGCCUGGCGCCCUCCAUCAUCACGCUGUCGCGCCUCAAUCAGGCCACCAUGCUCGCCAAGAGGAAGCCGGGCAGGACUAUCGCUCCACAAACGACCGUGGAUAAGCUGACACUCACCGUGAAUCUCAUAACGAUGGCUGAUUACGAGAGGCAUCAUUACGAUAAAGAGCUGCUCGCGAAAACAGCGGAGCGUGUGGGGACCCUGGAGGUGAAUCCGACAGCAGACUUGGAGCAAAUGCGCAACCUCAUUCAGAACAUGAUCAAAGAAUCUCAAGCAUACUCGAAUCUCGUCGAUUGGUGGUUCGUCGACUCUGUAACAGCAGAGCGGUUCUUCCGAAUCGACAAGGCACAGGAGAAUCUCCACUACCCCACGGAUAUCGGCCACGAGAACAUCUACAUCCUGGACGCAGCGCCGCUGACACCAGACACCGAGUCUACAGCCCACCCCGACACUACCGCCACCGCCUCCUUAGACCGCACCGGGCCGUCGGUCUCUCUCGACACCACCACGGGGCUCUCAGUGUCGCUAGACAUCUCACAAAGUGUCGACACGCCCAGCGCCGGAGUGUCGUUGGAUGUACCUGAGUCACAUGCCAGUGAGUCGGGCCUGGGUAGUCCAGCGAGGACAUCAGAAGAGCUGCUAACUCCUCAAACGCCUCCUCCGGGCUCUUUGCCCUCAAUACCCAAAGCACCAUCUCCCACACACACCCACAGCACACCCAAAGGAGCAGUACCUCAGCCUUCCUCUCCAAAGAUUAUGGCGAUUCAAGACUCGAAUUCUCCCCCACUCUGCACCAGCCCGCCAGCGAAAGAACAUCAACCAUCAAAUGACUCGAUAGCGCGAUUCAAGACCAUACAUGAAAAACUGUUUGGACUUGAUCAAGAUGUAUUUGGCUAUAGAAAUUUGUUGGAGAAAACAUCUGAUGCUCUACUGAAAGCCGCGAAGGUCGGCGAUUUGAAAAUGAUGAAAGAGUUACACGCAGCGGGCUACUCGCUCCUGUCGAUAGACGCGACGGGUCAGACGGCGCUGCACAUUGCGGCGCGAUACGGUAACAAAGAGAUCGUCAAGUAUCUGAUCGCGUGCGCGCCCACCGCCAUCCUGAACAUGCGCGACAACGAGCGCGGCCAGACCGCACUGCAUAAGGCGGCCGCGCACAAGAGGCGCGCCAUCUGCUGUAUGCUAGUGGCUGGGGGCGCCUCGCUCACGCGGCAGGAUCAUGCUGGCCUCACGCCGCGCCACCUCGCCUUGAGGGCGGAGGACCAUGAUUUGGCUGCAUAUUUAGAAAGUCAGGAACAUUUCCAAUUAGUCUCUGAAGAUUUGGAAACUGCUGUCUGAAAGAAAAUUUCUCCCGGGGGUCAAUCUCCGAGGAACAAGCCGGACUAACGCGACUGCGCCAAUGGAGUACAAGUGAUAAUGUACUUACAUUAGAGUUUUGCAUUAUAAUGACAUUUCGAAUGUUAUACUCAAACACCAAAGUGAUAUUCAGAUCUUGUGACUAUUAUAGUUGUAAUUAAAUUUUUAAUCUUUAAAUUAUACUUUUUCCAUUGAGGGAGUUUCAUGAAAUGUAUUUGUAUUUUAACCCUAAAAUAAUAUUUAUUGUAAAAAACGAAGUUACUUAUAAGUAGGUUUGCAUGUCUGUAAGGUGUGUGCGCAAUCUGCACGUGAUUGCAUUUAAAAUUAUGAUCAAUUAGAUACUUUCUUCUUUAAAUCAACUGGAUUUCAAACAAACACGGCAUCAAAAGAAUGAUACAAGCUUAUUAUUGCCUUUGCCAAUACUUAUAUUACUUAUUACACAAUGCCUCUCACGGUGUUAUCUGUUGCAUGACUAGAAAAAGAAUAAAGGUAAAUAACCGAAUACUAGGCAUCUUUUCUUUUCUUUUCUUAUCUCGUGGCAAUCAUGUCGACCUGUGUUAAAAUUAAUUCACAAUUAAUUUUGACACAGGAUGAUAUGAUGACAAUGAUAAAUUAUAUAAUUGAUUCAAAAAUUCGCAGGUUGCAUGAUUCAUAAAUAUUUUCUAUUAAUUGAUUCCCUGUAGGUUAUUUAAUUUUUCAGUGUUUACGAAAGUCAUAUUUAGCUGAUUUUGUUAUAUAACCACGAACUGUAAAUUAUAUUGUUGAUUAUAGAUAGAUUAUAUAAAAUAUUACUAAAGAUGUUUCAAUAAAUUAAAUAAUAUAUAGGGUACUCUAUUUAUUUUAAUUGAGUCGAGUCAUAAUUACUUAGGAGAUUUGUAAUUUAAGACAUUAUUAGGUACAUAAAUUAAAAGAAACAUUUUAAAAUACACAUAUACGAUAUAUACGAAUAAUUAUAAAAAAAUUCUGCAGGUAGGUACCAUCUUAUAGUUCUCAAUAUACUUCCUUUUUUUAUAUCUAUGAACUCUAACUUCUAAUGCCUUCAACAUGACAACUUUUUACUAGGCCAGUUUGUAAAUAAGUAAAUGAAAUUUGCAAUAUUUUUACAAUAAUGCUAAAGAUAUUUACUAUAUCUACCAAGAAAGAAAAAUCACAUAUUGGACGAAGAGACUUCAAAGGAUGAACGAAUUUGAAAUAUCUUAUGAAAUAGAAGAACAUUAUAUAAAUUUGGUAAUUUUCUCUAUUCUUUUAUACUACUUUUAGUAUUUUGUACUAAAUGUAUUGUAGGUUUUGCGACUAAAUGUAUUUUCUAUACAUACUUGAGAUCUUGGUCUUAUAUGUACUAAGUAUGUAAUCUAUCCUCGGCAAUAAAAUCUAAGACUAUCGUGUAAAUUUUAAUAUUGCUGAUAUAAUCGGUAAAUCAGAUCUGAAUCUUGCGUAUAGAUUUUCCCACAAACAUGAACAUUUUUAUUUUUUUACUAGGACUCAUUUUAAUUAAAAAUUCACAUUUAACAUAAACAAAUGCCGCGUCUAAGAUUCAGUUACAUUUAAAAAUAUUCAUAGACAUAGACAGACUCUACUAAUGGGGAAUAUGGUAGAAAUAUUUUUAAUAAAAUCAAUGUCGUUUAAUAUUAAACCCAGUUGCAACUAUAAAGGGAUCUUGUAAAACAUAAACAACCUCUCAAAAUACCUAGCGGAGAUUAUUAUAACGUUGUUUGUUCUAAAACCAUUGACUUAACUCAAUACUUUAAUUAUGCUAUACUAUAUAACUAUACUAUCCUAAAAUGAGUUUAAGAUUUUGUUAUCCUGCCCUACUAUUUGUACCUAACAUUCAUAUUUUGUGUUACGCCUUUGUUUACCAUAACACCCGUCCACUAGCCAUGCCUACAAACUACGCGCGGAAAAUUUAAUUAAUAUUAAUUUCUGCAUGAACGGGUGUGUUGUUGCCAAAGCUCUCGUAGAACCAACCGUUGUUUUGUUAACUAUUUCAUACCAACUAUACUUUAAAACUUCAAAAUAAGUCAAACUUUCUCUUUUUUAAAUAAAAUUUUACUUUGUAAAAUUUUUGGCGAAAUUAGGUACAUAAUAUUAAAUAAUUAUUAUAUUGUUAGACUAAACCUACAUUAUAAAACACUUUGCAAUAUAUCCUAUCGCUUCCAUUUCUGGUCACCCUGAACAUAUUGUUAAUGUGUCUUAUCCGAGUAUAGAAUUGCUGAAAGUCUAGCAAGUUUACUUUUAAACAUCUAAAAACGUGCCUAAAUUUGUAAAAUCGUGGUUUAUUUGGAUGUCUUUACUUUCACUGUUGGUAGGUAAAUUGAUGAUAAUGUCAUUGUCAACCUAUGUACCUACACUACAAGACAUACUUAUUCUAAUGUACGUAUAUGUUGUCUUGUAUGAGCACUAUUUGAAAAACUUUAUGUAAAAUGGUUACUUGCCUAUUUUUUAUUUAUUUGAAUGUCUAAAAGAUAAAUAACACAUAAGAUGUAUUUUGGCAAUUUGUGAAUGUUUUUGGAAUUAUAUUCACAAAGUAUAACAUUUAUUAACCCAUUUAAAUUUCCCCCACGUUAUACUUGGUCUAUCACAGUUUUGUACAUAAACAUCUUACCUACUGAUUAACAUGCACUGCACUGAAUUUUCAAGAUUCAGAAUAGAAAAUCACUAUUCUAGCGCAGAGCAGUUUAAUCUCAAAUUAGACUUUUUUGACAUGUAUCUGUUGUUGUCUAAAUAAUUGUGAAUGGUUUGAAUGAUAUGUUGAUGUUAUACUUUUAAUACCGAUACCUCUACGUGUAGAUUACCGAAUAGUUUAGUCACGGUAACUAUCUAUUUACUGUGGUUUAGUGUUUAACGAAUUUACUCGUACUACUCGCUGACAAGCGAACAAUGAAAGACAAAGCUGUGAGAAUUUCGGUCAUAAUGUAAAAAGUAAGUUCAUUUUUAUGUAAAGAACGAUAUAUAGACCUACACUGUGAGUUCCCUUGUUUGUGAUCGUAGGUAGAACUUUUUAAGAUUAAUAUUCUGUAAGUAGUAAAUUGUUGUUUUCUGUCGAAGUUUAUAGAUUUCUACUAUUAGUUACUAUGGCGAUGUUAUCAAUUCUAGGUAAACAAGUAUUAUACACUGUAUUAUUAGUUGGAUCUACAAUGGACUACCUAAAGCAUGACUAGCUUUAGGUACUAUAUCUCAAGUACUGUGCCAGAAAGUUCGCAUGAUAGUUGAUAAAUAACAAUUGCCUACCUACCAAGGGGCCGGCAUCCAUUCGAAUGUAUUUCACUACCACUACACUGGGCCACUUUUCAGAUUUUCUAUUAAAAUGCGAAUUCUUUAAAAUAAGUAAAUAAAAUACCCAUAAAUAAUGCAAAAAAAAA